Molecule: messenger RNA, 930 nt
Organism: Aspergillus terreus NIH2624
Lineage: Eukaryota; Fungi; Ascomycota; Eurotiomycetes; Eurotiales; Aspergillaceae
Exons: 3
Coding region: 1-930 (309 amino acids)
Molecular function (GO): heme binding; iron ion binding; monooxygenase activity
Source: RefSeq, a predicted model, not a curated record
AUGAGCUCCCCCCCAGCAAAAAGUAUCCUUGCCGACACGGUCGUUUGUGUCUGGCAACAGAUCCAGCUGCACCCUUGGUGGACGGCUCUCACCAUUCUCUUGACUCGCCUUGUAUUGACUCGAUAUCGAGAUGGACUGCGACAAGUCCCCGGCCCGUUCGUCGCCAGCUUCUCCAACCUGUGGAAGUUACGCGCCGUCUGGAAGAAGAACAUGCACCGCGAGAAUGUGCGUGUUCAUGAGGACUAUGGCCCGAUUGUGAGGAUCGGCCCUAACCAUGUCUCCGUGGCGGAUGCUCCAAGCAUGCGCGCCAUUUACGGGGUGCAGAAUUCAGCGUUCUACCCUCUAGCAGAAGCCAUCUACAAGGGACGGUUUCUGCCGACACUCUUCACCACAGAGAGCAAUGACUACCACAUGCGAUUGAAGCGAGGGGCGGUCAAAGCCUUCUCCAUGGACACCGUGGUGGGACUGGAGCCAUACGUGGACAAAUGCAUUGCCGUGCUCGUCUCUCGGCUGCGGGAGGUGACGGACAACGGCAAGAGACCGGUCAAUCCAGUCGCCUGGCUUCAGUACUUUGCCUUUGAUGUAUUGGGCGAGAUCAACUUCUCCAAAGACCUGGGCUUUUUGGAGAAGGGCGUGGACGUCGAUAACAUCAUUGCCGCGAUUGGGGGUAUUCUGACCUAUGUCUCUCUGAUCGGGCAAAUCCCCCUAGCGCACAAGUUCCUUCUGGGAAACCCCCUGCUCCCCAAGCUUUUUCCGGCGAUCGAGAAGACGAACCAAGUGCUGCAGUUCUCUCUGGCCCAGAUUGAAGAACGACUGAAGAACCCGGUCGACCGCAAGGAUAUCCUCAGUCAACUGCUGGAGACCCAUCGUGCGGAUCCUGACAGCCUGACGUUGGAUGAGAUAAUCGCUAUUACGACCACGAAUGUGUAG